Physeter macrocephalus (sperm whale) is the source of this 2992-nucleotide messenger RNA. RefSeq names its product arachidonate 15-lipoxygenase type B (gene ALOX15B). Gene Ontology annotation, molecular function: protein binding; arachidonate 15-lipoxygenase activity; iron ion binding. Lineage: Eukaryota; Metazoa; Chordata; Mammalia; Artiodactyla; Physeteridae. The record is from RefSeq and is a predicted model, not a curated record. Gene Ontology annotation, biological process: hepoxilin biosynthetic process; arachidonate metabolic process; linoleic acid metabolic process.
AUGGCUGAGUUCAGGGUGAGGGUAUCCACUGGGGAGGCCUUCGGGGCUGGCACGUGGGACAAAAGGUCUGUCAUCAUCGUGGGGACCGAAGGAGAGACCCUGCCACUGCCUCUGGACCAUUUCGGCAAAGAGUUCACCGCGGGCGCUGAGGAGGACUUCGAGGUGACGUGCCUCCAGGACGUGGGACGUGGGCCCGUGCUGCUGCUGCAGCGCGUCCGCGAGACUCCCCCCGCGCUGCUCCGUCCCUUCCGGCCCCUGGCCCCGGACGCCUGGUUCUGCCGGUUCCAGCGCACGCCGCCCCGGGGCGCCCCCCCCCCACAGUUCCCCUGCUACCGGUGGCUGGAGGACAAGGGGAGCCUGGUGCUGCGGGAGGGGACUGCGAAGAUCUCCUGGGAGGACCGCCACCCCACCCUCCCGCAGCGGCGCCAGGCGGAGCUGCAGGCCAGGCGGGAGACGUACAGCUGGAAGACUUACAUCCCAGGCUGGCCUCACUGCCUCAACGAGGAGACCAUAAAAAACCUGGACCUCAACAUCAGAUACUCUCUGGCAAAGAACAUCACCUUCUACCUGCGAGGCGGCUCACUGUUGGCAGAUCUGAAACUCAAAGGGCUGCUGGACCGCAAGGGGCUCUGGAAGAGUCUGGAGGAGAUGAGAAGUGUGUUCAACUUCCGGAAGACCCCAGCCGUGGAGCACGUGUUUGCGCACUGGUAGGAGGACGCCUUCUUCGCCCACCAGUUCCUGAAUGGGCUCAACCCGGUCCUGAUCCGCCGCUGUCGCCACCUCCCAAAGAACUUCCCUGUCCUUGAUGCCACGGUGGCCCCAGUGUUGGGCCCCGGGACGAGUCUGCAGGCUGAGCUGGAGAAAGGGUCCUUGUUCCUGGUGGAUCACGGCAUCCUCUCUGGCAUCCGCACCAAUGUCAUUAAUGGGAGGCCUCAGUUCUCCGCGGCCCCAGUGACCCUGCUAUACCAGCGCCCAGGGUGUGGGCCCCCGCCGCCCCUUGCCAUCCAGCUCAGCCUGACCCCUGGGCCCGACAGCCCCAUCUGUCUGCCCAGCGACGACAAGUGGGACUGGCUGCUGGCCAAGACGUGGGUGCGCAAUGCCGAGGUCUCCAUCCACGAGGCCCUCACACACCUGUUACAGGUACACCUGGCGACCGAGGUCUUCACUCUGGCUACGCUGCACCAGCUGCCUCACUGCCACCCACUCUUCAAGCUGCUGAUCCCACACACACGGUACAUGCACACCAACACGCUGGCCCGUGAGCUACUCAUUGCCCCCGGGAAGGUGGUGGACAGGUCCACAGGCCUUGGCAUUGAAGGUUUCUCUGAGCUGAUACAGAGGUACAUGGAACAGCUGAACUAUUCCGUCCUGUGUCUGCCUAAGGAUAUCCGGGCCCGAGGAGUUGAAGACAUCCCAGGCUACUACUACCGGGAUGAUGGGAUGCAGAUCUGGGGUGCAGUGGAAUGCUUUGUCUCCGAAAUGAUCGGCAUCUACUACCUGAGCGAUGAGUCUGUCCACCAUGACAGUGGACUUCAGGCCUGGGUGUGGGAGAUCUUCUCCGAGGGCUUCCUAGGCCGGGAGAGCUCAGGUGUACCCUCCUCCCUGGGGACACGGGAAGCCCUGAUACAGUACAUCACCAUGGCGAUAUUCACCUGCUCGGCCAAGCAUUCCGCUACCGGUACAGGGCAGUUUGACCUCAGUGCCUGGAUGCCCAAGCUGCCACCUACCAUGCAGCUGCCACCGCCCACCUCUAAAGGCCAGGCAAGCCCGGAGGGGUUCAUAGCCACCCUCCCACCAGUCAAUGCCACAUGUGAUGUCAUCAUUGCCCUCUGGGUGCUGAGCAAGGAGCCUGGAGACAGACGGCCCCUGGGCACCUACCCGGACGAGCACUUCACAGAGGCGGCUCCGUGCUGGAGCAUCGCGGCCUUCCAGAGCCGCGUGGCUCAGAUCUUGAGAGACAUCCAGGAGCGAAACCGGGGCCUGGAGCUGCCCUCUACCUACCUGGACCCUCCCAUCAUCGAGAACAGCAUCUCCAUCUAAAUCCCCUGGGGAAAAGGGCCCCACAUGACAUCCCUUUGACCCCAUAGCUCUAGGCUACCUGCCACCCAGAGAAAAGGACCCCCCAGAAAACCAGGCCCCCAUAUGCCCCUGCUGGGUCUGGUGUAACUCAUCCCCAACACACCGCAAAACAGAAACAAAAAAAACCCCGGAGAAUAAAAGCUCAUUGGAAGGCACCACUAUGCCUUUUGAAGACACCAAGCCUCAGAGCGCCUGCACACCCACAGCUCCCUGCAAGGGUACCAUGCGGGGAACACAGCCCUGCCCCCGAUCCCACUGACCACAGCUGAUUGGACCUAAUGGUCAUGCGGCUCAAGGGCAGCCUUCUUCCAGACUGUCCAGCAGCACGAGGCGUGGCCCGCCUGAAAACUGCUCGAGAGGUUGAUGGUGACCUAUGGUCCCAACUUUCAAAGGAACAACCCGCUGAGAAAGGGCCAUGGGAAGCAGGAAGACCUACUGCCGGGGACUUGCAGGCAGUGCCCACAUAUGCUUUCUAAAAGAACACACAUUGGGACUUCCCCGGCGGCUCAGUGGUUAAGAAAUCACCUGCCAAUGCAGGGGACACGGGUUCUGAGCCCUGGUCCAGGAAAAUCCCAUAUGCGGUGGAGCAACUAGGCCCGUGUGCCACAACUACGGGAGCCCACAUGCCUAGAGCCCGUGCUUCGCAACAAGAGAAGCCACCGCAACGAGAAGCCUACGCACUGCAACGAAGAGUAGCCCCCGCUGGCCGCAACUAGAGAAAGCCCACCGCACCAACAAAGACCCAACGCAGCCAAAACUAAAUAAAUAAAUAAAAUAAAAAAUAAAAAACAUACCCCAAAGUUAGACAAGAGACUUGCAUAUUAUAAAACAGUUUCCAUUUCCCGAGACUUAGGCAAUAUAUCAUUAAUCAUAGAUUGCCUUCUAGAUUCAAUUCUCAGUGGCGGAAUUCCAA